Molecule: messenger RNA, 1450 nt
Organism: Olea europaea var. sylvestris
Lineage: Eukaryota; Viridiplantae; Streptophyta; Magnoliopsida; Lamiales; Oleaceae
Product: plastoglobulin-1, chloroplastic
Exons: 3
Coding region: 98-1189 (363 amino acids)
Source: RefSeq, a predicted model, not a curated record
GACUGAGAAAGAAUCCCCACCACCAUUACCACAAAAAAAUUUACCUGCACCUGAAUCUCCGCCUCCGCCUCGAUUGACUGAACAAUAAAAGUAUUUAAUGUCUCUCCUACUCAAUCAAUAUCUCUACUGUCUCCCUUCACUCAAAUUCUCAAAAUUCACUCCAAAAUCACUCAAACCCCAUUCUGUAUCUUUAACCUCUAAACCCAGAUUCCUCUUAUCGAUACGCUCCUCGUACUCUUCUUACUCCUUCAAUGACCCCACUGACCCACCUUCUAGGUCGACACCCGAAGCGGGAUCCGGAAAUAUUGAUGAAUCUUCUGAAAAACCGACAUUUGUCGACGAGUGGGGGGAGAAGUCGGAGCCGGAGCCCGAACCUGUGUCAAAAUUCUCGGGCCCGGAUCCUCCGAGGGACGAGGAUGAAUGGACUGGGAAGGACGUGGGCAACGGGAGCCCGGGCGUUGAAGUGAGUGGUGGUGUGAGUUUGAAGGAAGAUGGUGAUGGGAAGGUUUACGAGCUGAAGAGGGCACUGCUGGAUACGGUUUAUGGGUCGGACUUUGGGUUCCGUGCAUCUUCAGAGGUCCGGGCAGAGGCUCUUGAGCUCGUUUUGCAGUUGGAGGCCUCCAAUCCGACUCCGGCACCCACCGAGAGCCCCGAUUUGCUCGAUGGCAGCUGGGUUUUAGUGUAUACAGCAUUUUCUGAAUUAUUGCCUCUGUUGGCAGUAGGCAGUAUUCCUUUGCUCAAAGUUGAUAAGAUUGGCCAAGAAAUUGAUACAAGCAGCCUUACCAUAGAGAAUUCCACCACAUUUUCGAGCCCUGUUGCUACUUUCUCUUUUAGUGCUUCUGCAGCCUUUGAAGUUCGAAGCCCAUCAAGAAUACAGGUUCAAUUUAAGGAAGGGAAAUUUAAUCCUCCAGAAAUCAAGUCAAGCAUAAAUCUUCCAGAAAAUUUGGACAUUUUUGGCCAAAAAAUAAAUUUGUCGCCUCUGCAGCAAUCGCUGGAUCCCAUUCAAAAUGCUGUGGCAAGCAUAGGACGGACUAUUUCUGGUCAGCCUCCUCUCAAGGCUCCCAUUCCCGGUGAGCGGGCAAAAUCUUUUCUUCUUAUAACGUACCUUGACAAGGAUUUUCGAAUCUCUAGAGGUGAUGGUGGCCUUUUUGUGCUCGUGAAGGAAGGGAGUCCACUUCUAGAUCAGUAGCCAGGUACCCGCUGCUUUGAGAUAUAGAUAUAUCCUUUUGUCACAAAACUCAAGCAUUUAUUUACUUGGCCAAAGGGGAAGAUGAGACAUUUUCUUGUGCCUUUUGAUUCGAGCAUACUAAAUGAUUAUGGAUUUAAUAAGAGUGGUAAGGUUACUGCAAUGUGCAUAUAGAUAUAAUUACAGCAUGUAUCGUUGAUAGUGCAAGUAUUUUCUUUUUAAUGUGAAAUCUUCAAUCAAUUUGUAGUAGUCUAUUUUCUCGUA